AUGGGAGUCGAGUCGUCUGCCAUGAGGGGGGAGGAGGGGGGAGGGGGUGACGACACCGGCUUGAGGGCGGGUGCGGUCAAGGAGGGGGGAGGGACGACACCACCUGGAGGGUGCUGCGCCGUCCGCCCGCGGCUGCGCCUUGGCGCCCGUGGCUGCACCGUGUCGCCCGCGGCAGCGCUGUCCGCCUUGUCGCGGCGGUUUAGGCCACGACGAGCGCCCGCGUUCGUCGUGGCGGAUGCGCUCGUCCGCGGCUGUCGUGGCGGAUGCGCCCGUCCGCGGCUGUCGUGGCGGAUGCGCCCGUCCGCGGCUGUCGUGGCGGAUGCGCCUGUCCGCGGCUGUCGUGGCGGAUGCGCCCGUCCGCGGCUGUCGUGGCGCGUGCGCCCGUCCGCGGCUGUCGUGGCGCGUGCGCCCGUCCGCGGCUCACGUGGCGGAUGCGUCCGUCCGCGUUCGUCGUGGCGGAUGCGUCCGUCCGCGUUCGUCGUGGCGGAUGCUCCUGUCCGCGAUUUUUAG
Closterium sp. Naga37s-1 is the source of this 510-nucleotide messenger RNA. The record is from the annotation of a GenBank genome assembly. Lineage: Eukaryota; Viridiplantae; Streptophyta; Zygnematophyceae; Desmidiales; Closteriaceae.